AUGUCUGGCAAAGACGGCGUGAUCGCCUCCGAAAAGGGCGAGGCCGUCCCCGAAUAUGAAGGGACCUCUCAGGUCCUCCCAAAGGAGGCCGGUGUCGCCUACUCCGAAGAGAGUUUCCUGACGCGCAACGGCCUCACAAUUGACUCCUUCAAGCCGAAGCACUAUGGCGAGGGCAUUGUUGAACUAGAGAGACCGAUGAAGGCGCGCCAUUUGCACAUGAUUGCAAUUGGUGGCUCGAUCGGUGCUGGUUUCUUUGUCGGUUCUGGCGGUGCUCUGUAUAAGGGUGGCCCCGGUAGUGUUCUGAUCGAUUUCUUGAUUAUCGGUGUGAUGAUCUUCAACGUCGUCUAUGCUCUUGGUGAGCUCGCCGUCAUGUACCCUGUCUCUGGUGGUUUCUAUACCUAUUCGACCCGCUUCAUCGAUCCCUCCUGGGGCUUCGCAAUGGGAUGGAAUUACGUCUUCCAGUGGGCCGUUGUAUUGCCUCUCGAAUUAACAGUCUGUGGUAUCACCAUCCAGUAUUGGGAUCAAGAAACCUCGCUUGCUGUCUGGAUCAUCGUCUUCUUGGUUUUGAUUAUCAUCAUCAACGUCUUUGGUGCUCUUGGAUAUGCCGAGGAAGAGUUCUGGUCGUCGGUGUUCAAACUCGGAGCCACUGUUGUCUUUAUGAUCAUUGCUCUCGUACUUGUUCUCGGCGGCGGGCCGGAGAGUGGCGCCUACAGUGAGUACCAGGGAGCCAAGCUUUGGUACAACCCGGGCGCUUUCAAGAACGGCUUCAAAGGUUUCUGCUCCGUCUUUGUUACGGCCGCCUUUGCCUUCUCUGGUACUGAACUGGUCGGUCUGGCUGCUGCGGAAUCUAGCAACCCCGUCCAGGCUCUUCCUGGUGCCAUCAAGCAGGUAUUCUGGCGAAUCACCCUCUUUUAUGUCCUUGGUCUCUUCUUUGUUGGCCUCUUGGUCAGCUCGUACGAUGAUGCGUUGCUGUCCGAAUCGGCCUAUGCUGACGCAAAGGCGUCACCAUUCGUUCUUGUUGGAAAGUAUGCCGGCCUUAAAGGAUUCGAUCACUUUAUGAACGUCGUGAUCCUGGUGUCCGUCCUUUCGAUCGGUGUCUCUGGCGUCUAUGGUGGCUCGCGCACGCUUACCGCCCUUGCCCAGCAGGGAUACGCGCCUAAGGUUUUCAGCUAUAUCGAUAGAUCUGGUCGUCCUCUUUUCUCAGUCAUUAUUCUCAUCGCGUUUGGCUUGCUUGCCUUCGUCAGCUUGGCAUCCUCUGGUCCGGUUGUUUUUGACUGGCUUCUGGCUCUCUCUGGCCUCGCCGCUCUGUUCACCUGGGGCUCGGUCUGUCUUGCUCACAUUCGAUUCCGUGCUGCCUGGAAGUACCACGGCCACACUCUUGAUGAGAUCCCCUUCAAGGCUGCCGGUGGCGUCGCCGGUUCUUGGUUGGGUCUGAUCUUGAUUGUCCUCGUUCUCAUGGCCCAGUUCUACACUGCCAUUGCCGCCCCUCCUGGCAAAUCUGGUCUGGGCACUGUCGAGGGCUUUUUCAAGCAGUACCUGGCACUCCCGGUCGUUCUCUUCUUCUGGGCUUGCGGUUUCUUGUGGAAGCGUACAGGAUGGCUCAAAAUUUCGCAAAUGGAUGUCGACACCGGCCGCCGCGAGCUUGACUGGGAUGAGAUCAAUGCCUUCCGGGCACGCGUUGCUGCCUACCCCGCAUGGAGACGCCUUCUUCAUGCGUUGUUCUAA
This is a messenger RNA of Cordyceps fumosorosea ARSEF 2679, 1725 nucleotides long. RefSeq names its product amino-acid permease inda1. The transcript has 3 exons. NCBI's taxonomy places the organism in Eukaryota, Fungi, Ascomycota, Sordariomycetes, Hypocreales, Cordycipitaceae. Gene Ontology annotation, molecular function: amino acid transmembrane transporter activity. Bases 1 to 1725 code for a protein of 574 amino acids. The record is from RefSeq and is a predicted model, not a curated record. Gene Ontology annotation, biological process: amino acid transmembrane transport. Gene Ontology annotation, cellular component: membrane.